Molecule: messenger RNA, 945 nt
Organism: Chelonus insularis
Lineage: Eukaryota; Metazoa; Arthropoda; Insecta; Hymenoptera; Braconidae
Product: protein Ycf2-like
Exons: 1
Coding region: 1-945 (314 amino acids)
Source: RefSeq, a predicted model, not a curated record
AUGUUUACAUUGUGCAAAUUAAACCGUGGAAAUAAAGAAUCUGAAGAAACGAACCUGGAAAAUCAAAGCGAUAAUAUGGAGGUUAGUGCAUCAGGUAGUGCAUAUAGAGCUGAAGAUAAUAGUGAGGAAAAUAUCUCUGAUUAUGAUGAGGAGGAGUUGGAACCACAACGCCAGAUCGUAGAGGUAGACAAUAUGAGUUCAGAAGAUGAAGAAUUAGAGCAAAUAAACCAGGAAAAUCAAAGCGAUAAUAUGGAAGUUAGUCAAUCAGGUAGUGCAUCUGGAGCUGAAGGUAAUAGUGACGAAAAUAUCUCUGAUUACGAUGAAGAGGAGUUGGAACCACAACGCCAGAUCGUAGAGGUAGACAAUAUGAGUUCAGAAGAUGAAGAAUUAGAGCAAAUAAACCAGGAAAAUCAAAGCGAUAAUAUGGAGGUUAGUCAAUCAGGUAGUGCAUCUGGAGCUGAAGGUAAUAGUGACGAAAAUAUCUCUGAUUACGAUGAAGAGGAGUUGGAACCACAACGUCAGAUCGUAGAGGUAGACAAUAUGAGUUCAGAAGAUGAAGAAUUAGAGCAAAUAAACCAGGAAAAUCAAAGCGAUAAUAUGGAGGUUAGUCAAUCAGGUAGUGCAUCUGGAGCUGAAGGUAAUAGUGACGAAAAUAUCUCUGAUUACGAUGAAGAGGAGUUGGAACCACAACACCAGAUCGUAGAGGUAGACAAUAUGAGUUCAGAAGAUGAAGAAUUAGAGCAAAUAAACCAGGAAAAUCAAAGCGAUAAUAUGGAGGUUAGUCAAUCAGGUAGUGCAUCUGGAGCUGAAGGUAAUAGUGACGAAAAUAUCUCUGAUUAUGAUGAAGAGGAGUUGGAACCACAACGCCAGAUCGUAGAGGUAGACAAUAUGAGUUCAGAAGAUGAAGAAUUAGAGCAAAUAAACCAGGAAAAAUCAAAGCGAUAA